This is a messenger RNA of Microthlaspi erraticum, 2412 nucleotides long. Lineage: Eukaryota; Viridiplantae; Streptophyta; Magnoliopsida; Brassicales; Brassicaceae. The record is from the annotation of a GenBank genome assembly.
AUGCGGUUUUCUCCAACUCAAUUACUCUCACAGCUGAGAUUCACUCGGAGAGCAGCAGCCUCUUCGCGUUUCUACACCGUCUCUGCUCUAAACCCCAAUCUCUCCGAUUCCGAACAACAACAGGUGAAUUAUCCCCUUAAAGUCGGAAACUUUAACUCCAAUCUCAAUGAAUUCGGCGUUCUCCGAGUCCUCAACAGUACAGGAAAUGACCCAAACCUCGCUUUAUCGUUUCUGGGAGAGCUUAAACAAGAUGGCGUUUCGCUUAACGUUGAUGCGUACGCGAGUGUGGUCAAAAUCCUCUCUAGUUGGGGUUUGGAUAGGAAGUUAGAUUCGGUGUUAGUGGAACUAAUUAAGAACGAGGAGCGUGGUUUCUGUGUCAUGGAUUUGAUAGCAGCAAUUGGAGAAGAAGCUGAGGAAGAGAAACGUUCUUUUCUCUUGAUCCGAGUCUCUGGUGCGUUGGUUAAAGCUUAUGUUAGUCUUGGCAUGUUUGACGAGGCUAUCGACGUUAUGUUUCAGAGUAAUCGAAUGGGUUGUGUUUCUUGCAUAAAGGCCUGCAAUUUCUUGAUGAACCGUUUGAUUGAGUUUCGGAAAAACGAUAUGGUGGUGGCUCUUUUCAAGCAGCUUAAGCAGCUGGGUUUGUCUGCAAAUGAGUACACGUAUACGAUUGUGAUCAAGGCAUUGUGUAGAAAAGGUGAUUUGGAAGGAGCAAGUAAGUUGCUUGGGGAGACUUCGAGUGUGUUUGCUCUGACGACUUUCAUUGAAGGACUUUGUGGGAAUCAGAGGACAGAGGAAGCUGUUGCUCUGAUAGAGGAGCUGGUGAAGGUGAAAGCUUUGGCUGGUGAUGGCCUUGGCACUGCUUAUAGUAUGGGGGUGAGAGGAUUCUGUGAUGAGAUGAAUGUAGAAGCAGCCGAAGAAGUUAUUUGUAAAAUGGAGGAAACUGGGAUUGGUCCUGAGGUUUAUGCUUGCUCGUUGGUUGUUGAUAGAUACUGCAAGAACAAGGAUUUAGUCAAAGCGUUGGGGGUUUUGGAUAAAAUGUUGGAGAAAGGACUCAAGAUAAAUUGUGUGGUUGUGAGUUCAAUCCUUCAGUGCUACUGUGAGAUGGAGAUGUAUUUGGAAGCAUUGGAGAAGUUUGAAGAGUAUAGAGACGGGAAGAAGAUUUUCCUUGAUAGGGUUUGUUACAAUGUUGCGUUUGAUGCUUUGAGCAAGCUUGGGAGAGUGGAAGAAGGUAUUGAGUUGCUCCAAGAAAUGAUGGAUAAAGGAGUGGUUCCUGAUCUCAUCAACUACACAACUCUUAUAGAUGGCUACUUGAUUCGAGGUGAGUUUGUGGAUGCUCUUGAUUUGGUGGACGAGAUGAGAAGAAACGGUGUCUCUCCUGAUGUGAUCACAUACAACGUGCUUGCAGGUGGAUUCGCCAGGAACGGUCAUGUUAAAGAGGCGUUUGAUAUUUACGGCAUAAUGAAGAAAGAGGGUCUAGAGCCUAAUGCUCUAACACACAGUGUGAUCAUUGAAGGUUUGUGUUCUGCACUUAAAAUAGAGGAAGCUGAAAAUUUCUUCAAGAGUCUGGAAAGCAAAUGCCCUGAGAACUAUGCCAGUUUGGUGAAAGGUUAUUGUGAUUCUGGUCUUUCGAAAAAGGGCUUUAGACUUCUCAUUGAACUAAACUUCCCUCUGCGGAAGAGUGUCUACUUCAAACUGUUCACUAGUCUCUGCAGCGAGGGUUGUCUCGACAAAGCUCUUGUGGUACUGAAAAGAAUGUUGGCUUAUGGAGUUGAACCUGGGGGGAGCAUGUAUGGUAAAAUGAUUGGGAAGUUGUGUGCGUUAGAUGAACCGAGACUGAGAGAAGCUCAGCUGGUAUUUGACACAAUGGUUAGGAGAGGACUCGUCCCUGAUUUGUUUACUUAUACUAUUAUGAUUCACACCUACUGUAGAGGAAAUGAGUUGCAGAAAGCGGAUGAUCUUUUCGAGGACAUGAAGAAGAGAGGAAUAAAACCUGAUGUGGUAACCUACACGGUUUUGCUUGAUAGUCAUCUGAAGUCUGAUCCAGAGCAUCGUGAAACAGGUUCUGUUAUAGGAGAGGUGCAAAAGAGGAAAGCUUCAGAAGUUUUUAGAGAAUUGCAAGCUGCUGAUAUUGAACUAGACGUUGUAUGCUACACUGUUUUGAUAGAUCGCCAGUGCAAGAUUCCCAACCUUGAGAUCGCCACAAAACUUUUGGAUCGAAUGAUAGACAGUGGGCUCAAGCCUGAUAUGGUGACUUACUCAGCUCUAAUAUCUGGUUAUUGUCGCAAAGGAUAUGUAAAUAAGGCAGAGACGCUUGCUAAGGAAUUGUCAAGAGAGGAUAUUUCACUGGGUGAACAUUUAUAUGCUACAGUUAGACGUGCUGUUUUGAAGACGAAGAGAUUUCAAUUACGGAAGUGA